AUGACGUGGGCAACGACGACGGCGACGACGACGGCGACGACGCGUUGGCGCGCCCCCCCCCAGAAGAGCGCUGCCCGGCCACCCGCGAGCGCGGGCAAUGCAUUCUACCAGAGCUCGAUGGUGGUGGGCAAGAUCGCCGGGGCCGCGGUCGAAGAGGAGGACCUACGUUACCUACAGCACGGCUCGCUGCCAGGCCUGGACGAGCUCGACGACGAGUUCGGCGCGGGCCUGGCGGCGCCGCUGCAGGCGGAGGAGCGCCCGUACAGGAGCUCGCUGCCUGGCCUCGACGAGCUGGACGACGAGUUCGGUUUCGGGGCCGAGGUGCCGCCCGCGGACCCGGCCGCGAGCCCCCCGUUCUCGGGCUACGGCGCCGGCGACCCGUCCGCGCAGUGGGCGGUGCCGCCGCAGUCCCACGUGGUGCUCCAGCUUCAGCCCUCCUCCUACCUGGACGCCUGGGCGCCUCCUGGCGCGUUUCGGCCUGGACCAGGGCUCCGUCGAGUUCUGGGUCCAGCAGGGCCAUCGUGAAUUUAUUCCUCGCCAUCGCGGAGAUCGCGAUCGUUGUGG
Molecule: messenger RNA, 564 nt
Organism: Prorocentrum cordatum
Lineage: Eukaryota; Dinophyceae; Prorocentrales; Prorocentraceae
Source: the annotation of a GenBank genome assembly